Macaca mulatta (Rhesus monkey) is the source of this 346-nucleotide messenger RNA. Lineage: Eukaryota; Metazoa; Chordata; Mammalia; Primates; Cercopithecidae. The record is from the annotation of a RefSeq genome assembly.
AUUAAUCUAGUGCUAGCCCUAACAAUCAACACCCUAUUAACCUCGCUACUGAUAAUUAUCAUAUUCUGACUACCCCAGCUCAACCCCUAUACAGAAAAAACCAGCCCCUACGAGUGCGGAUUUGACCCCCUAAACCCUGCUCGCAUCCCAUUCUCAAUAAAAUUCUUCCUAGUUGCCAUUACUUUCCUGCUAUUUGACCUAGAAAUCGCCCUACUACUAUCUCUACCGUGAGCCAUUCAAACAACAAACCUCCCAAUAAUAAUCAAAUCGACCAUUGCCUUUAUUAUUAUCCUAAUUCUCAGUUUAACCUAUGAAUGAACCCAAAAAGGGUUAGACUGGGCCGAAU